AUGUGUUUGAGCAGGGGGACAACAGGAUUUGAGUGUUUUGCCUACUACAGGGAGAUAACAAAUGUGGUGACAGGAGAUAAGAUUCAAAUAAAAAGAGACAAAGACAAUGUAGACUCAAAAACUGGAGAACGGGAGACGGGAGACGGGAGACGGGAGACGGGAGACGGGAGACGGGAGACGGGAGACGGGAGACGGGAGACGGGAGACGGGAGACGGGAGACGGGAGACGGGAGACGGGAGACGGGAGACGGGAGACGGGAGACGGGAGACGGGAGACGGGAGACGGGAGACGGGAGACGGGAGACGGGAGACGGGAGACGGGAGACGGGAGACGGGAGGACAUGGGACACAAUGGGAGACGGAAGGCAAGGAAAAAUGGGAAAAUAA
This is a messenger RNA of Suillus discolor, 387 nucleotides long. RefSeq lists its product as uncharacterized. The transcript has 2 exons. The coding region runs from base 1 to 387 and encodes 128 amino acids. The record is from RefSeq and is a predicted model, not a curated record. NCBI's taxonomy places the organism in Eukaryota, Fungi, Basidiomycota, Agaricomycetes, Boletales, Suillaceae.